AUGUGUAACGGUCACAAUGUCAUCACUAAGGCUUGUGGAGACGACGAUCCGUGCGCGAUUGCACCCCGCCUUAUGCAGCUGCUCCAUCUAAGCCCCUACCAUCCUGCAGUUUCAGGAAUGAUCAUUCCGCAAAGGUUGCAGCAAACACCGCCGCAUUCAUCACCACGACAUGUUCGACAGGCCGCAAGACAUCGUCGUGGCACUGAAAGCCCACAGUCUCUACCACUUCCAGCUCGGCCUCAGGAUGCAGAGAAGGUCGAGCUCGGCGCCGAGACACAGAUCGACGGGUCAUCAGGCGACGAGGCGCUCGAGCGGCGUGUGAUCCUGCAGAGGUCAUAUCAUGUCUUCCUCUUGAAGCAGGUGACGAUAAUGGGGUGCGCCCAGUCUAAAUUGCGUGGAGAGGCCGCUACCACAGACUUGAUUGCAGCGUGCGUAUCCCGGGUCGAAACAUUGCUGCACGAGUGCAACGUGCUCAUCGAGGCUGUGCGACAGGCGGACCGCGAGGACAGGAAAGAAUGGAAGUGGAAAGGCUCGACGCGCACCACGCACAGGCGAACCAACGGAGACGUGCUCGCUAUACAGUCUGAGUGCUAUGAUGAGAUCAUUGCAUAUCUGGAGGAUACGCUCAAGACCAUGCAUGACCAGUACUGGGACGACGAGCUGGAGAAGGCUCAUUGCGGGCGACACUACUGGAAGGGCGAACAUUUGUAA
Messenger RNA from Trichosporon asahii var. asahii CBS 2479, 711 nucleotides. RefSeq lists its product as uncharacterized. Lineage: Eukaryota; Fungi; Basidiomycota; Tremellomycetes; Trichosporonales; Trichosporonaceae. Bases 1 to 711 code for a protein of 236 amino acids. The transcript has 2 exons. The record is from RefSeq and is a predicted model, not a curated record.